AUGUCAAAGGCAGAUGUCAGCGAGCCGUUUUACGUGCGAUACUAUUCCGGCCAUUCGGGUCGAUUUGGCCACGAAUUUUUAGAAUUUGACUUCAGAGUCAUCGGUGACGGUCGAAGCGCGAUCGCAAGAUACGCCAACAAUUCCAACUACCGCAAUGACUCGCUCAUUCGCAAAGAGAUGUCUGUCAGCGCCCUCCUCAUCUCCGAGAUCAAGCGCAUUAUCAAGGACAGCGAAAUCACCAAAGAAGACGAUUUGCGGUGGCCACAAAAGAACAAAGACGGAAGACAGGAGCUGGAGAUCAGGCUUGGAAGUGACCACAUCCAAUUCGAGACAGCGAAGAUUGGCUCGUUGGGCGAUGUAACCGACUCGGCCGAUCCAGAAGGACUUAGAGUGUUCUAUUACUUGGUGCAAGACUUGAAGGCCCUGGUCUUCUCUCUAAUAUCUCUUCAUUUCAAGAUCAAGCCAAUUUAA
This is a messenger RNA of Exophiala xenobiotica, 471 nucleotides long. RefSeq lists its product as uncharacterized. Bases 1 to 471 code for a protein of 156 amino acids. Gene Ontology annotation, cellular component: nucleus; exon-exon junction complex. The transcript is spliced from 6 exons. The record is from RefSeq and is a predicted model, not a curated record. Lineage: Eukaryota; Fungi; Ascomycota; Eurotiomycetes; Chaetothyriales; Herpotrichiellaceae. Gene Ontology annotation, biological process: RNA splicing.